Molecule: messenger RNA, 1767 nt
Organism: Aspergillus affinis
Lineage: Eukaryota; Fungi; Ascomycota; Eurotiomycetes; Eurotiales; Aspergillaceae
Product: fungal specific transcription factor domain-containing protein
Exons: 6
Coding region: 1-1767 (588 amino acids)
Biological process (GO): regulation of DNA-templated transcription
Cellular component (GO): nucleus
Molecular function (GO): DNA-binding transcription factor activity, RNA polymerase II-specific; transcription cis-regulatory region binding
Source: RefSeq, a predicted model, not a curated record
AUGGCAGACAACCAGACAACCAUCGUGCUAGCUGGCGACUUCAAUUGGCUCGCAAUCCAGGCACUCGCCACUUUAGCUUUGACAUCCAUCUCCAUCAAAACCCAAUUAUUCACUCAACGACAAUGGAACCUAACCAUAAAUUCCAAUGCCCCAGGCCGCGAAAUAUCCGGGCAUGUGCCCACUGUCGCGCCAAGCGCACGCGUUGCUUGCGCGAGCUCGCAUAUUCUCCGUGUCGGCGACGAUCGCACUGCGUCCGCAAAGAGUGCACGUCCGACUGCGUCAAAGUUAGAAGAAAUUGACGUGGUGUCGGGAUUGUUCGGCGCGUCGCAGAAACCGCCUCCAUCUGACAACCUUGUCGGUUUUCAUAAUCGCAUAUUUAAAGAGAAAUUUUGGAGAUCCGAGUCAAUUCCGACAGAUCAGUUACCACAUAUCUCCGAUGGACCGGGCGUGCGACCGCGAGUGCUGGAUCAGAAGAGGGCCGAUGAGCUAGUAGAGAGGUUCUGCGCCAAGAAUAGCUAUUUUCCGUUUGUGACUGUUCCGGACGAUAUUGCUUCUCCGGAGCAUCGGUUUUUGUAUCUGGCGGUCUUAACAGUGGCUGCUACGGAAGACAUGCCUUUGUUGCGAAGUCUCGAUACUCGGUUCCGCGCUGUGUUGGCGGAGAGGGUCAUUGUUGCGGGAGAAAAGAACCUGGAUUAUCUCCAGGGGUUGCUUGUUUACCUUGCUUGGUAUAACAUGAAUGUCCGUCCAACGAACUUGCAGAUCCAUCAGUAUCUGCAUAUCGCCGUUUGCAUGGUGUCUGAACUUCGAUAUAACGAUGAGGCUUUUUUAGCCGCUGAUCAGAAUUCUUCUACUAUCAGUGAAGCCAAAAAUGCCUGUUUGGGAUGCUACUAUCUCUCCUCACUGAUGUCAACCCAAAAUAAACGGCCAAAUAUCGCUGUUCUUCCGGAAACUCUCAAAUCAUACUUUUCCGAACCAACCCAGUCGGACUAUCCACACGCACAAAUGAUGUCGCGCUGUUUUCAAAUGCAGAUGAACGUAGAGGCGGCAUACCGGAAUGAGAGCCCAGUGCAUGAGAUAUUCAGAGAUGAUUUUCUAGACACCCCGCCAAUCAAAAUCGCACAUUUGUUCCUCUCCUUCUUCAAAGCAUACACUCCUACUUUUCACCCGGACCGAAGCACCGCCGCCGGCCUUCAGGCAAUCACCACCACCGCAACCGAAUUUCUAAAUUAUCUCGUAUCGCUUCCCAUGAACGAACUAUUCAAUUUCACCAUUGCAGAAUGGACUCGACUGAUAGUCGUUAUCCGCGACGUUUUAGAGUUCCUCUCAGCCGCUGCAAGUCAACCAGACCUUAUUCCAAUAGCUCGAGUGCAUGCCCAACAAGUAUCCGUCCUCCUCGAAUGCCUCGCCAACCGUCUGACGCAGGGAUCCCAGUCGGGUCGUAACCCUGGCGAAUUCCCGGAUAUGCUGUACCUAUUCAAAUCAGUCUUAGAUCUACUACUUCCGGUUGAAGCGAAGAUUGGGUUACCUGCCGAAGACGAGCAGGAUCUAAGCCAAACUGCACAUAUAGGUCCCCAAUUCAAGCAAGGACAGUGUCCUGCAUUGGUGGGUAUGCGGAAAACGGACUUCUGGAGUGCGUAUCAGAAUAACCUGGCUGAUAUGCCUUCCUAUGAUCUUGAGAUCGACUUUGGCGAUCUGUUCGGGGAUGCGCCGGGGGUGGAGCUGUCGCAUGAAGAGUGGAUUGAUGCUGCUAAUACGUUGAACAUGUGA